AUGUUUAGUUUUGGAUAUAAAAAUUUAUAUGAUCCUAAACCUAUUAAACCUGGGCCUGGGUAAUAUUCAUUGUUAAUUUAGUGAUUAUGAACUUAGAAAAGAUUUAUCAGUUCAAACAAUUCAAAAUAAAGAAAAAUUUAUUCAUCGUUCAAUUAGCAAUAAAAAAUUAUAAAAUGAUGAUUCUUUUAUUCAUAGACUUAAAAAUCAUAAUGAUUGUUAUGGUGAAUAUUAAUUAAAUGCACAAAGAAAAUUACCAGAAUUAAUAUCUAAGUAACAAAAUAAACACUCUUUUACUACAUCUGAAAGAUCAAAUUGUUUUGUAUUACCUGCAAUUUCAAAAGGUCCUUAAUACUAUGAUGUAUAAGAUAUAAAAAGUGAUCGUUCACUCAAUAUAGGAAAAUAUUCAUCAAGAAAAGAUAUUUUUGAUAUUUAAAAGGAUGGUAUUUCAAAAAAUAAUUGUUCUAAAUUUGACAGAUCUAUAAGUAUAGAAUAGAAAAUGCAUAAGCCUAAAAAUCAUUGGUCUUAAGAUAAACCUAAUCGGAAAUAUGUUGUUUCUUAUUAUUAAAGAGUUAAACCAAUUCCAAAAUUUAGAGAAUACUCAUAUGUAAGUAAAGAUAAAAUUGGUCCAAGUUUGAUUGAUUAUCCAAAAGAUAAAAUAAAAGGUAGAACAUUUAAAAAAGAUUAAAGAUUUAAAAUUGCAAAAAUUAAUAAAGUUGAUAUUCAUUAAGAAUAUUUUAUUUAGAAAUUAGUUAAAAAUAAGGAUUAUGUAUAAUCAGGUGAUAAAGAUUCUAGUUCUUCAGAAGAAUUUAUAAAUCUUAAAAUUUUAGAUUUUACAGAAAAAGUUUUUUUUGAUAAAUAAAUCAGAUUAAAAAAACCCUAAUAAGAUGUAAUGAGAUAGAAAGCACCUGGACCAGGGAAUUAUGAUAUUAAAGUGUAAUCAGGAAAAUAGUAUUCAUUUCCAAAAGGUAAAAGAUAUAAUAAGUUUUUUUGGGAUUUCCUUUGA
Molecule: messenger RNA, 1003 nt
Organism: Paramecium pentaurelia
Lineage: Eukaryota; Ciliophora; Oligohymenophorea; Peniculida; Parameciidae
Source: the annotation of a GenBank genome assembly